Prorocentrum cordatum is the source of this 469-nucleotide messenger RNA. Lineage: Eukaryota; Dinophyceae; Prorocentrales; Prorocentraceae. The record is from the annotation of a GenBank genome assembly.
CACAAGGUGCAGGGGAACAUUCUGCGGCCGCCAACCGCCUUUCUGAACGCCAUGUCGUGGGGCGGCGGAUAUCCAGCGAACGGGGGCUACGGCGGGGGCGGGGGCUACGGCGGGGGAUGCGGCGGCGGCGGCUGGGGCGGCUGCGGCGGCGGCGGCGGCGCACCCGCGUGGGGCGGCGGCGCGUCCAACGGCGCGUGGGGCGGCCAGGCGGCCCUGCCAGCAACCAGCGGCCACGGCCAGUACACCAUCGCUGAGGCGUGCGAGAGGGCCGCGGCCGGCGAGACCUCUGGCAACACGGUGACGGACAACCAAAUCAAGGUUUCAGAUCCGCACGGCUACCCCAUACAGCCCAUCAAGAUCAAUCUCUUUGACGAGGUUAGGCAGUUCCCUCCGCAGGCCCGGGCUAUGACGCUGCUUCUGCUAUGCCCUCUCUCUCUUUCUGCGCCCAGCACGGCACGCGGAUGCAGGC